AUUGAUUAUUAGCAAUAGAAGAAACAUCUUGAAAAAUGGCACUCAUCCAAGCAACCCUCUUCACAUUUGCUUUGCUAUUGUCCUCGAGUUAUGCCGCUACAAUUGUGAUUAAAAAUAAUUGUAGACAUACGAUAUGGCCCGCAACAUUAACUAGUGGUAGCGGACAAAGCCAAUUAUCUGCCACUGGAUUUGGAUUAGCUUCUGGAGAGAAUGAGAUUAUAAAUGUUCCUACACCAUGGACUGGUAGAAUUUGGGCUCGAAGAGGUUGCACCAUAGAUGACUCUUCGAGGUUUUCUUGUGAAACUGGAGAUUGUGCCACUGGCUCUGUAUUUUGCAAUGGCUCUGGAGGAAUUCCACCAGCUACGUUAGCUGAAUUCACAUUAGCUCAAAAUGGAGGCACAGAUUUCUACGAUAUCAGCCUCGUUGACGGCUUCAACUUACCUGCUUCCAUAACUCCAAAUGGUGGAACAGGGCAAUGUGUAUCACCCAAAUGUUCUUCAGAUGUGAAUAUGGUGUGUCCAUCGGAUUUGAUUGUCCAGGGGAAAAAUGGAGUUAUUGGCUGUAAGAGUUCGUGUCUCGCAUAUAACCGACCAGAGGAUUGUUGCACAGCUGAAUUUAAUGACCCAAAAAUAUGUCAACCUGGCAUCUCUGCUAAGAUCUUCGAGGAAGAAUGCCCCCAAGCUUACAGCUAUGCUUAUGACGACGAAAAUAGCACUUUUACAUGCAGUAGUACAACCAGCUAUGAUGUUACCUUUUGUCCAUGA
This is a messenger RNA of Benincasa hispida (wax gourd), 764 nucleotides long. Its product is annotated as thaumatin-like protein 1b. The record is from RefSeq and is a predicted model, not a curated record. NCBI's taxonomy places the organism in Eukaryota, Viridiplantae, Streptophyta, Magnoliopsida, Cucurbitales, Cucurbitaceae.